Messenger RNA from Pungitius pungitius (ninespine stickleback), 2232 nucleotides. It is a transcript of the gene ap1m1, whose product is annotated as adaptor related protein complex 1 subunit mu 1. The coding region runs from base 170 to 1441 and encodes 423 amino acids. The transcript is spliced from 12 exons. Gene Ontology annotation, molecular function: clathrin-cargo adaptor activity. NCBI's taxonomy places the organism in Eukaryota, Metazoa, Chordata, Actinopteri, Perciformes, Gasterosteidae. Gene Ontology annotation, cellular component: clathrin-coated vesicle; clathrin adaptor complex. The record is from RefSeq and is a predicted model, not a curated record. Gene Ontology annotation, biological process: vesicle-mediated transport; intracellular protein transport.
CGCCCUCCGGUACCACGCGGGGGCGCUCGCUAGCUAACGGUGUCUUUUCCUCCCUUCAGUAUUAUGAAUGAAAGUCUGUUCUUUAAUUUCAGCACUGAAGUAGUUAUCAAACGUUAUCAAUAAGGUGCUGAGCUAAGAGCGGAACUAAGCUCGCGUAAAUUAGUUCAAGAUGUCUGCGAGUGCGGUGUAUGUCUUGGACUUAAAAGGAAAGGUCCUUGUGUGCCGAAAUUACCGAGGAGAUGUGGACAUGUCUGAGAUUGAGCACUUCAUGACCCUCCUGAUGGACAAGGAGGAGGAGGGGACCCUCUCCCCGAUCCUGGCCCACGGGGGGGUUCGUUUCAUGUGGAUCAAACACAAUAACCUCUACUUGGUCGCAACGUCCAAGAAAAAUGCUAGCGUCUCGCUGGUCUUCUCCUUCCUGUACAAAAUUGUCCAGGUUUUUUCAGAGUAUUUCAAAGAACUGGAGGAAGAGAGCAUUAGAGAUAACUUUGUCAUCAUAUACGAGCUGAUGGAUGAGCUGAUGGAUUUUGGCUAUCCUCAGACUACCGAUAGCAAAAUUCUGCAGGAAUAUAUAACCCAGGAAGGGCACAAGCUAGACACCGGCGCCCCGCGUCCCCCCGCCACAGUCACCAAUGCCGUCUCCUGGAGAUCAGAGGGCAUCAAGUACAGGAAGAACGAGGUCUUCCUGGACGUCAUUGAGUCGGUCAACCUCCUGGUCAGUGCCAACGGCAACGUUCUGCGAAGUGAGAUCGUUGGCUCCAUCAAGAUGCGCGUCUUCCUCUCUGGGAUGCCUGAGUUGCGGCUCGGCCUUAACGACAAGGUUUUGUUUGAAAACACUGGAAGAGGAAAGAGUAAAUCUGUAGAGUUGGAAGAUGUGAAGUUCCACCAGUGCGUCCGUCUGUCUCGCUUUGAGAACGACCGCACCAUCUCCUUCAUUCCUCCCGAUGGAGAGUUUGAGCUCAUGUCCUACCGCCUCAACACCCACGUGAAGCCCUUGAUCUGGAUUGAAUCUGUCAUCGAGAAGCACUCCCACAGUCGCAUCGAGUACAUGAUCAAGGCGAAGAGUCAGUUCAAACGGCGCUCCACGGCCAACAACGUGGAGAUCCACAUUCCCGUGCCAACGGACGCCGACUCUCCCAAAUUCAAGACUACCGUGGGCAGCGUGAAGUGGGUGCCCGAGAACAGCGAGAUCGUCUGGUCAAUCAAGUCCUUCCCUGGUGGAAAGGAGUAUUUGAUGCGCGCCCACUUCGGUCUGCCGAGUGUCGAGGCUGAAGACAAGGAAGGGAAGCCCCCAAUUAGUGUCAAGUUUGAGAUACCGUACUUCACUACCUCAGGCAUCCAGGUGCGAUACUUGAAGAUCAUCGAGAAGAGUGGCUACCAGGCUCUGCCGUGGGUGCGCUACAUCACCCAGAAUGGAGAUUACCAGCUCCGGACCCAGUAGGCAGCGCCUCGGUCCUCCGUGGGCAGGUGGAAAUCAGAGGGAGGGGGGGGGGCGGCGCUAAUGCGCUAUUAAUGGCAGGUGUCAGUCACGAGACGAGAGGACUCUUCUUUUCCUUUUUUUUUAGUUUUUGUAUCUGUUGAUGUUCUACUGAUUUCUGAUCAAUGCAAAUAAUAGUUGGAGCCUGCGGUUAGGUAAGGUUGUCAAAUCAAAAGUAAUUUUGUUUUACUACUAUGUGGCUCUUAAUGUGAACGAGGCCAAGGGUAGCAGAAGUCAUGUUUACAUCCAGCACGCACCGAUGUACUCAAAGUUAUUACAGAAGGAGUCAAAACGGUUUAAAAGAGUUAUGUUACAAUUGUCAUUUAGUUAAUGUAAUCGCAUCCACGCAGGUUAAUAAAAUAUGUCUGAGUAGGAUAUCUUUUUAUACGAAGCUGCUUUGUUCUGCCACAAUUCCAAUUUGUUGAUUAUGUGUAUAUAUUUGUUACAUGUUGAUGAACGUCAGUGUUAUUUGUUUGCAAAUUAUAAAUGGUAAAGCAAAGUUAUAUCUCUUUUUUUUUUUUUUUUCUUUGUGUAGUAUUAUCACCUGUGAGGCCAGAGCAUUGCCCUGUCGUGCUUUUCUUCAAAUUGACUCCUCUGACAUUUCGGCUUUGUAGGAAACAUGAACUUUGAGUCGUACGGUAGAAAUGCCAGUUGAAAAAGAAAAUCCCUCUUUUCCAACCUGACGGUCGUUGUCUUUUCCCUGUCUGUAACCACACACCUUUUAAAUCAUUAAAUGUCUAUUUAGAGAAAACGUU